Nerophis ophidion (straightnose pipefish) is the source of this 1625-nucleotide messenger RNA. It is a transcript of the gene mtpn, whose product is annotated as myotrophin. Lineage: Eukaryota; Metazoa; Chordata; Actinopteri; Syngnathiformes; Syngnathidae. The coding region runs from base 300 to 656 and encodes 118 amino acids. Gene Ontology annotation, cellular component: nucleus; cytoplasm. The record is from RefSeq and is a predicted model, not a curated record. Gene Ontology annotation, molecular function: protein binding. The transcript is spliced from 4 exons. Gene Ontology annotation, biological process: regulation of barbed-end actin filament capping.
UGGUGCUCGAAAGGCGGAUCCCUCUUUUGCGAACUCGCCUUUCUUAUUAGUUUCACUCUUUGUCGCGCCCUUCCAUAUUUUAAUUAUAGCAUUAAAAUCAAACUUAUGUUCUUCGAGUUAAGCCUCUUUAUUUGACUGAGUGUUAAUUUCCCCCCGCCGUGACGACAGGAAGAGCCCCCCCCCCCCCCCUCCGCCCCCCUCCUUGCUAGCAACGAAGCUAACUUUUUGUUAGCAUCACUCUUUGCCAUCGAAGCCGAGCAGCUAGCGGCGCCGACUCUCUCACUAGAAGCCCGGCGACAAUGGGGGACAAAGAACUCGCGUGGCUAUUGCAGACCGGAGACCUGGCCGACGUGGCUGAGAUGCUCAAGACGGCAGAUGAUGUCAAUCGGACCCUGGAUGGCGGCAGGAAGCCUCUGCACUAUGCUUGCGAUUUUGGUCGGAAGGACCUGGUGGAGUUCCUCAUCUCCAAAGGAGCAGAUGUCAACGCCCCUGACAAACAUGGCCUCACUCCGCUGAUCUCUGCCUGCCUGGAGGGCCAUGCCAGCUGUGUCAAGUUCCUCAUAGAUAAGGGCGCUGACAAGAACCAGAAGGGUCCAAACGGCAUGAGCGCCUUUGAGGCAGCCGAAGACGACGGCAUCAAGGCUCUUCUCAAGUGAGGGGGAGGCUGGGGGCAUGGGCGUGAAUGGUGCGGGGGGCAUAAUGGGAAUGAGUGCUCGGCCCCCCACAGCAGACUCAGCGGGGGUACCACCUGUAGAGAAGAUGGCCCAGCCCCUUCACCUUUAUCAACCUGUUGUCUUCUCACUGCUUCUGUCUGUAAGCUGGGGAGGGGUCAUCUUGCCUGUCUAGUGGUUUCUAUAACCUUUCCUCUUCUUCCCACCUCUCUGAGAUGUGUUUUUUCUGUCUCUCUUAUUUUUUUAGGGGGGGGUCAUUUCCAUUUAACGUGAGGAUGAGGGUGAGGGGGGUGCUCACGCCUCUCCAACAAAAGACGAGGCUCAGCACUUAAACUUGAUGUUGCUAUUUUGUACCAAUCCACUUACCAUGGCGUGUGACCUGGUUGCACUGUACAAUUGUCCACUAAAGAAAGGUUAAAAUGAUUUUUAAUAAACCUCCCUCUGCCCCCUCCCGCAGCCCCCCAAAGAAUUAACUUCCUAGAGCCGCUUUAACAUAUCACAUUGUGCUUUGGCGUGGCAUCAUUUAUUUCCUGUGUCCAUUGACCAAUCACCAUGCUGGCUAACAACUAGGAGCACUUGAAUGUUCUACAAGUCACACUAACGGUGAAAAACAAAAAUGAGCAGCAUUUUGGAACUUGUAGUGGUUUUUUUUUUGCAGCUUUUGUUUUGCUUUGCUACUGAGUGACUAGGAGUUAGAUUUUAAACUGGAUGGGGGGUGAGAAUACCCUCUUUCUCCCCUCCCAUUGCCUUGGAUUUGCUUUAUCUUGCAUGAUUGCUUUUUCUUAGGCCAUCACACGCUCGAUGUCCGUUCUCGGUUGCUUUCAGAUCAACAAAUUAUGACAAAUGCUACUACUAGGGUCAUGGACGCCACCAGAAAAAAAAAUGCUGUCAAACGCUGACUUUGUUGUGACAAAAAGUCUGUAAAAACAAAUAAAAAAUGUCCUUAAAAGCUCA